This is a messenger RNA of Musa acuminata AAA Group (dessert banana), 791 nucleotides long. RefSeq lists its product as uncharacterized. NCBI's taxonomy places the organism in Eukaryota, Viridiplantae, Streptophyta, Magnoliopsida, Zingiberales, Musaceae. Bases 1 to 540 code for a protein of 179 amino acids. The record is from RefSeq and is a predicted model, not a curated record. The transcript has a single exon.
AUGGAAGUAGACGGUAGGGAGAUGCCCCGUUGCCGGACCACCGUGCUGCAGGACCAGGAAUCCGAUGAAGCGGACGUCCCGAUGAUAUCACUCGAUGAGGAGGACGAGAUAGUAGAGGUGGAAGAAGAGGCGGUGGAGGAGGUGAUGAGGUGGCUGGAGCGAGAGAUGAGCGGGGCCACCGUGGGGCCGGGGGCAGGGCUGCAAGCGUUCGCGCAGGCCGACGGCGGCAGAGAGGAGACCUGCGGUGCCACUUUCUCGGACUCCUCGUCUACCGUGAUGGCCAGCGUCGACACGCGCGGGGUGGUGGCCGGUGUCUCCCGCUUCUGGCCCGCCCACUGGGCCGCGGAGCGCGAUGACGGCGGUGGUCGAUGGGUCGCAAGGACGGACUCGAACUCAGCGGGGGUAAUGGAGGAUGCGAAGGAGGUGGAGGAGGACGAGAUGGAGUGGUUGGCACGCGUGUUGGGUGGGGCGGACCUGGAGCCGGGGCUGGAGCAGGACGAGAGCGGCGGCCUUCUCUUCCUGCCUCGGGAGGAGAAGUAGAAAGAGAAAGAUGUACUAUAAAUGAUCUCCACGCUAUAAAAUAUUACGUACAAAAACGAUCCCAUACCUCGUCAGGAUGUAAUAUAGUUGCAGGUUCCAUGGCGUCUUCGUUGAACUGAAAGCAGCACAAAGCAUUUCAUAUGAUGAAGAAAAGAAAUGGCAGCAGCAGUAACAGUUUGGGUCAGUGCUGGAAAACCCUUACCCAAACCUCUCCCGAGACGAACCAGAACCAGAACCUGGAGAGGGCAUCG